CAGCGCGACCAACUUUGUCAACAACGACGGAGACGAUCGACCUCGACGACGUCAGGCAAGAGGGAUCGACCUUGAUCUCUUCCGUUGUGGCUACACGAACGACAGAACGACACAACGGAUCUCGUUGGGAUAGUUCCGAACAUAUCGAUCUACAUCUACCAUCAGUAUUGUGCCAUGCCGGCGAAAACGGGAUCCUCGAACUCCUCCUAAACCGCUUCCAAGACAGACCUCGAGACCGAGGCCACAUCAUGUCUGCUCAGGUUACCUCCAAAGCGGAAGAGAACAGCUACGAUGUCAUCCUUGAUUGGGCGACAAGAAGGGAAGCUGUUGUUAAGUGUCGAGUGUCGGACAUCUAUCGCCUGAGGGCGUCAAGGAGUUCGAGGGGGACCAACGAUGGGAUAUUCUUCCUGUGUCAUCAACCAUGUAGGAUGGUUCAGGUCGUAGGUUGGGUCUCAGCCAUCUCGUUCGAAUCGGUACACAGGGACGCUCUGGAUUCGGACGUCAAAGUCUCGGUGACUAUCGAUGAUCCUGAUGGACAGUAUAAUAUUACCGCUCACCAGAUUCUCUCAAACCACCCCCGUGCGGAGCCUGCAAGACCUCUCCCAACAGCAUAUUCGAGCAAGACCAAACCCAUUUACCGAUACGUGCCCAAGAACACCCACGCCAAUACCACUCCUUCGAAUACCCGAGGAAACCUAGGAGGGUCUAGUGUCCGCGAAGAUAUAUCAGGUUACGCUGUCAAAGAAGCUAAAAGGCCUGUCUUCCCAAACUACCGAGUUGGGGAUACGCUGAGCAUCAAGGGGAGGGUCAAUGAGUGGAAGAGACGGGAUGGGAGGGUGAUCAGAGAGUUGAACGCCAACUUGUCGAUGGGAGGAGAGAUCGUCAUUAUCGAUCCCGCUGAAGAGAUUGCCCACGUCCGGCUCGUCGAUCACCUCCGGACGACCGUCUACAAUCGACCGUUCGUUGUACCCGCUCCGGAGCCUCUCAACCUCAGACAGCCGGCUACGAGUUGUCAUUCUACGCCGACCAAGUUCAAGCCAGGAUGUGCGAGUGGGGUAGAGGGUGGGUCGCCCUUGAAGAAAAGGAGAUUGGGUGCCGAGCCGAGUAGCGAGGUGGAGAUGAAUGGGACUAUGGGGAUGAGCUCGACAGCGACCGGGUAUGGAGAUCGCCUACGACAUCCGCUUAAACUGCAUAGGAAACACUUGACCUUGACGACGUUCACGAGGUACCUAUCCUCCUACCUCGAGCGAAUGACGGAGACGACCUGGGCGACCGCGGCAAAUUCGAGCUCAAACAGAGCAAAGGGGAUCAAUAUCAAUAUCAAUACUGUCGACUUGGAAUCCACCGAGACUCUACAAUUCGCUGCAAAAUACCUGCCCGAGCUGCAAUGGCCGACCAAGGAGAUGCAGGCGAUCUUCCGUAAACGCAAAGAGGCAAAGGAACGGGAACGAGCCACCGCAGCAGGUGUGAAUCCAAGUCUGAGUUCGAAUGGACCGCUUGAUAGACAUCGAGAUCGAGGUGGGAACGACGAUACCCCCCGAGCACAUAGGAUCCUUCGGACGAACUUGACGCCGAGGAGACAAACUUCCUCCAGCUCCAUCUCGACGGUCAUGCCCAUUUCAGGAUCUGUCGCGGUCUCUGACGAGAACUCCAACUCCUCCGGCGGAUCUACCGUGGAGGUCAUCUCGGGGGCUUGUAGUUUGGAUCAUCUCAUGCACGUCGACUACCUUCGCGACCUGGCCGAUCGGGUGUUGAGGCAAGAAUACCGUCGACGGGGUGAUCGUCGCAAAGCGCAAGCUAUGACAAACCCUUCUAGUCUCACGGACGGGCGGGAAGAAGAAAGAGCCAAACGGAAAGCGGACAAGGAAGAAUAUCGACGGGAGAGGAAACGGAAAUUAAGGAGAUUGUUCCGGGAAGGGAUACGGUUGAAGAUGAUGGAAGAAGGGAGCAUCGUCGAGGUCGCCUUGACCGAAGAGGAUUUGAAGGAACAGAGGGUCGAGAAGGAAGCGAGACGAUCGAGAAAGAAGAUGUUGGAAGCAGAAGGUGGAGCGGAUUCGUUUGAGAGGGGUUGGGAUGCGAGUUUCGCUUCGACCUUUUCGAUCUCGAAUGCCAGCGUGUUGGGGGACAAGACGGACUGGACGAACGUCUCUACACGAUCCACGAUUGGGAAUCGGUCACAAUGGCCGGGGUCGGCGAGUCAAAGCCAAAAGAUCUUGCUGGCCAAUCGGAUGUUUCCCCGUCCACCUGGGAUUGUGGUCAACGAGGAUGAGUCGGACGACUCUGAAGGAGACAGACGUGAUCGAAUCUCCAAGAACGACAAGGACGUUGACCUGGAAAAGCCUGAUCCGAUCGGGUACGUCUCGCUCACAUCUCGCGUGAUCGGGAUAGCGAUCCUUCACAUCCUCCAUCUCGACGCAUGGGACCGGACCCGAAAAUACAUCCCUCGAGGUGAUCUCAGGAAUGGGAACGGACUGACUGUGGAAGAAAUACACAAGCGGAUAGCAAGGCUGCAUGAGAGGUGGGAAAAGGUCGGGCUGGACGUCGUAGAUGCGGGGGUGGAGGAUCUGUUGGCAGGCGGGUCGAUUGCGCGGUUUGGGAAGGGAUGGAAGGCGGUCAAGAUCCGGACGGAGGAGGGGUUAUGAUGAGAGAUUAGAGAAUAGUGUAUCUUGUUCUAAAUUGCGUGCCCAGUGCCGCUGAUAUAAUACAGUGUACGAGUACAGUAUGUCGUGG
This is a messenger RNA of Filobasidium floriforme, 2730 nucleotides long. RefSeq lists its product as uncharacterized. The coding region runs from base 249 to 2642 and encodes 797 amino acids. The record is from RefSeq and is a predicted model, not a curated record. The transcript is spliced from 5 exons. NCBI's taxonomy places the organism in Eukaryota, Fungi, Basidiomycota, Tremellomycetes, Filobasidiales, Filobasidiaceae.